AUGCAAGGUAUGGAUCUCCAGGAAAACGAGCCUCUUGACGAGACCUUCAAAAUUGAAAGCAUGCAUCACAAAUCUCAGCCUGCGCGGAAGGCCGCAUUUGGGGGCUCGAAGCAGUUCACAUGGUACAACCUUGGAAUCUGCUUCCUGAUUUCCCUCGGUCAGCUGGCUUUCGGUUACAAUGCAUCAAUCAUCUCGACUACCAUGGGGCAACCAUCGUUCCUGCUUUACAUGAAGCUAGUAGACCCUGAGACCUUCCUCCCCACCAGCAGUGCGUCUUCAAUCGAAGGAGCAAUGUCAGGCAUUUUCUUUGCUGGGUCGGCCGUCGGUGCUCUCACUUCUAGCUACGUCAGUGACAGAUGGGGCCGCAAAAUUGGCAUCAUUUUUUGUUCUACCUUUGCCUUGAUUGGCGGGACUAUGUGUUGUGCAGCUCAGAACCCCGGCAUGUUCAUUGCCUUUCGCUUUCUAGUUGGCGUAGGUGCCAACGCAUUCGUCCCGGUGACGGGAGUAUAUACCUCUGAGCUUGCGCCACCAGCUUUGCGUGGUUUCUUCGGUGGGUUGAACGGGGUUCUGAUAUUAUCGGGCUAUUCUCUUGCUUCAUACAUGGGACUGGCGUUCUUCCACUCAACGAAUCCUGCGGCCCAGUGGAGAGCACCCUUAGGCCUCGCAUUGCUCUUUCCUGCACUCAUGCUCCUUAUGUUACCGAUCUUCCCUGAGUCUCCACGUUGGCUGCUGCUCAAAAAUAGACCCGAGGAGGCUGAGAGAGUUGUUCGGAGACUUCAUCGAGGUGGUCCCGAUGACGAGUUCUCUCGGAGCGAGUUUUAUCAGAUGCGUACACAGGCAGAGUACGACAGGGCCCAGAAUUCGUCCUGGAAGGAACUGUUCUCCAAACCCUCAUAUCGCAGACGAGCAAUUACUGUUAUGCUUAUUGGUGCCUUUGGCCAAGCAUCUGGUGUGAUAGUAAUCAACAAUUUCAGUCCCAUGAUUUACAGCUCCUUAGGAUAUGACACGGAGGAAACCUUGAUUCUGCUCUGCGGGUGGAUCACUGGUGGCAUAUUCGCUUCUUUGAUCGGUGCAUGGCUCAUGGACAAAUGGGGCCGUCGACCCAUGAUUAUUUUUGGGUUUGGAGGUUGUGUCGUGUGUCUGGUCGUCUUGGCCGCAAUAAUAGCUCGUUUUGCGACGCCUGUUCCAGAGAACCCGAACAGAGCGGCGUUGGGCACGGCAGUUGCGAUGCUAUAUCUCUUCAUUUGGAUAUUCGCUUCGACGCUCGACAACGCCCUGGUGGUCUACUUGCCUGAGCUUUUCCCCAACCACUAUCGGGCGAAAGGGAUGUCCAUAGGAGUCGCUUCUCUUGCCUUGACUGAUCUCGUCCUCCUCCAAGUUACACCAACAGCAAUGAGAACAAUUGGAUGGAAGUUCUACUUGGUCUUCAUUUGCAUCACUUCCGUGGCCUUUAUAUGGGCCAUUUUGGAGAUCAAAGAAACGAAAGGACUACCUCUCGAGGAAAUUGCUGCUCUGUUUGGUGAGGAAGAUCAGGUCGCAGUAUUCGCGGCAAACAUCCAUAUGGACCAUGCGAACCAUGAAGUGGUGGUGGAAGAGGUGGGUGACGUUGAUAACGUUGAGAAGGGCCAUGCCAAAGCUGUUGAAGGUAGGACUUCGUUGAGGGCUGACGACAAUUGA
Molecule: messenger RNA, 1677 nt
Organism: Exophiala aquamarina CBS 119918
Lineage: Eukaryota; Fungi; Ascomycota; Eurotiomycetes; Chaetothyriales; Herpotrichiellaceae
Exons: 5
Coding region: 1-1677 (558 amino acids)
Biological process (GO): transmembrane transport; carbohydrate transport
Cellular component (GO): membrane
Molecular function (GO): carbohydrate:proton symporter activity
Source: RefSeq, a predicted model, not a curated record